AUGCCUAAACACUACUGUGAUUACUGUGACGUGUUUUUGACCCAUGACUCUGCUUCUGUCAGGAAGGCACAUAAUAGCGGAAGGAAUCAUCUCGCCAAUGUUCGGGACUAUUACGCAUCACUCGGCCAUGACAAAGCGCAAAAUAUCAUUGACCAGAUCACGGCAGCGUAUGAGUCUAGCGGUGGACCACCUCCCGGAGGGUUCGGAUUCGGACCUCAGCACUUAGGGGCCAACCCUGGGCCGUUCGGUGGGCCGCCUAUGGGCUUUGGUGGCCCACCAAUGGGCUUCGGAGGACCUCGACCGCCAUUUCCUCCUGGACCGUUCCCUCCUGGCAUGCCUAUGCCCCCUUUCCCCCCAGGUGGCAUGCCACCUCCAGGCAUGGCACCGCCGUUCCCUCCUGGUGGACCCGCCGGUCCCUUGCCUCCCUUCCCGCCCUCUAACCUUGCACCCGGCCAGGGACCUCCAGCCAUCAAUGCGCCUCCUGGCGGUGCACCGGGCGGCGGACAGCCGAAUGCCCCUGCAUCUCCUCCGGGACCCGGUGGUAUCCAUCCAGACAGAUUGCGGAUGAUGCAGACCCGGUAA
Molecule: messenger RNA, 582 nt
Organism: Punctularia strigosozonata HHB-11173 SS5
Lineage: Eukaryota; Fungi; Basidiomycota; Agaricomycetes; Corticiales; Punctulariaceae
Product: zf-U1-domain-containing protein
Exons: 6
Coding region: 1-582 (193 amino acids)
Biological process (GO): mRNA 5'-splice site recognition; spliceosomal snRNP assembly; mRNA splicing, via spliceosome
Cellular component (GO): U1 snRNP; nucleus
Molecular function (GO): zinc ion binding; pre-mRNA 5'-splice site binding
Source: RefSeq, a predicted model, not a curated record